Wallemia ichthyophaga EXF-994 is the source of this 939-nucleotide messenger RNA. RefSeq names its product Cell cycle checkpoint protein RAD1. Gene Ontology annotation, cellular component: checkpoint clamp complex. The record is from RefSeq and is a predicted model, not a curated record. Gene Ontology annotation, biological process: DNA damage checkpoint signaling; DNA repair. Bases 1 to 939 code for a protein of 312 amino acids. The transcript has 6 exons. NCBI's taxonomy places the organism in Eukaryota, Fungi, Basidiomycota, Wallemiomycetes, Wallemiales, Wallemiaceae.
AUGACAAUACUAUCAGCCAAGACGUGUGAUAUACGUUCAGUCCACGCAGUACUGAAAUCCAUAGGCUUUGCCAAGCUCGCUGUACUACAGAUACGCGAUGCUGGACUACAGUUCACCGUACAAUCCGGACAAGAAGUCACAGCGAAAGGGUAUAUACCGCGUACGUUCUUCGACGAAUACGCGUUUAAGUCCAGUGAAGGUGCAGUGCAGAUGGAAAUAUCAAUCAGUAGCCUAAUAGAAACUAUGAACAUCUACGGCAAUGCCACUACGACGGUGACCAACGCGAAUUUUACUUGUUCCGAAAAAGGAGAGCAGGAUGUGCCUACAGUGUUGAAAUUGAAUUACCAGGGAUAUGGAUAUCCACUAGCAUUAGAUAUCAUCGCUCCCCCUACUAUUCUCCCAGACGACAGUAUGUGGUCACCGCAGACAACUGUCGAGCUCAAGACGAAUGAGUAUGAUAUUGCUUCUGAUGGAGCACUAGAGCUGCCAUUCGACGAUGAAAGCGUACAGAUGAAGGUGAUAAUGCAAUCGCAGUGGCUGUCUGAUGCACUUGCAGCGCUCGAGACGCAGACAGAUGUAGUAACACUGUCUUCACCCGCAGACACAUCCGCUAAUGCCCCUGCUCUGCGUCUCAGUGCCAUUUCCGAGACUGGUGCGCUGGAGUUUGAUUUCCCAGAAAGCGAGCAGCUGGCUCUGCGGGACGAUGGUCCUAUCGAUAGUAUAGUGAGGAGUGUAGAAGGCGUGGUGUGUGAGAGGUAUAGAGCUGCACAUAUUCUCCACGCCUCUAAAGCUAUUGCUGCGUCGCACAAGACUAGCUUGCGUAUAAACAGCAUUGGGAUGCUCAGCCUACAGAUGAUGGUCAUAGACGCUCAUGGCAAGCAGACAUUCAUAGAUUUCGUUCUUAGACCGCUUGAGAACGAUGACAUUGAUAUGCUGUAG